AUCCCCCAAUCCCAACCCCUCCCUGCAGACCCGGCCCUGCUGCCCCCGCAGCUCCAGCGGAUCCUGGAGCGGCUCCGGCACCACGCGGAGCCAAUGCCCGGCUGGCAGAGCUUCGCAGUCCUGGAUGAGGAGCUGGGUCCGGGCUGGCGGGAUCAGCUCCAGGAAUUCCAGGAAUUCCCUGUGGCCGCUGCCUCCCUGGGCCAGGUGCACCGGGCACGGCUCAGGAGCGGCGCUGACGUCGCCAUCAAAAUCCAGUACCCGGGCGUCGCCCUCAGCAUCGGCAGCGACAUCGAGAAUCUCCUGACGCUGCUGAGCCUCAGCCCUGGCCUGCCCAAAGGGCUGUUUCCCGCUCACUCCCUGCGGACUCUGCAGCGGGAGCUGGAGCUGGAAUGCGACUACGAGCGCGAGGCUGCCAGUGCCGCCCGCUUCCGGUCCCUGCUGGGCUCGGAUCCGUUUUUCCGGGUGCCGGCCGUGGUGGCCCCGCUGAGCUCGCGCCGAGUGCUCUGCACCGAGUGGGGAAGGGGAGAGGCCCUGGAGCGCGGGCAGAGCCUCCCCCAGGAACGGCGGGACCAGGUGGGGAAAAUUCCGGAACUGGGGAAUGGGGGAUUGAGGGCAUUGGGGGAAAUCGGGAAUUGGGAAUUGGGGAAUGAGGGUUUGGGGAUUUGGGGAUUGGGAAUUUGGGAAUUCAGGAUUGGGAAUGAGGGAAUUGGGAGUUUUGAGAGUUUUUUUGUGGCGGUGAUCCGGGCCGCGGCUGAGAGGGACGAGGAGAAAAUCCUGAGGAAAUCCCGGGAUCUGAAAUUCCUGACAGGAUUCGAGUCCCAGGCUCUGCAGUCCCUGCACGUCCAGGCCGUGCUGCUCCUGGGGGAGCCCUUUGGGGGUCCCCAGCCCUGGGAUUUCGGGGCUCUGGGGGGGCAGCGAACGGCUCAGGGGGUGCGGGGGCUGCUCCCCCAAAUCCUGCGGGACCGCCUGGGUCCCCCCCCCGAGCCCAGCUACGCCCUGCACCGCAAACUGGGGGGGGUCUUCCUGGCCUGCGCCCGCCUCGGGGGGCGCGUGCACUGCCGGGACAUCUUCCAGGAGGUCUACGAGAGCUACUGGGGCCCCCAAAACCCCCUGGGAGACCCCAAAAUACCGGGGGGAGCCCCCGGGGCGGGGUGGGGGGAGGGGGAGCCCCCCCGGUGAGGGUGGGUGGAGAACCCUCCCCAAUAAAGGGAGAUUUGACCCCAAAAUCGGGGCUGGGGUCUUUGAUUUUGGGGUUCCUGGGAUUUGGAAGGUUUUGGGAUUUUGGGGCUCGGGGUUGUUUGUGGGCGGGGUCAGCACGCGGGGGUCUGGCUCAUCUGCAUAUUCAUAUAGUCUCCGUACAAUGGCUGCGGGGCCGUGGUGGGCGGGGCUCGCGUUUAUAUUUGCAUAUUCAUACGGCCGCCAGCCAAUAGCGGCUGUGUUGGGCGGGGGGUUUUUGUUAAAUUUGCGUAUUCAUGAAGCAUCCGGCAGAA
Molecule: messenger RNA, 1490 nt
Organism: Parus major (Great Tit)
Lineage: Eukaryota; Metazoa; Chordata; Aves; Passeriformes; Paridae
Product: atypical kinase COQ8B, mitochondrial-like
Exons: 7
Biological process (GO): ubiquinone biosynthetic process
Cellular component (GO): extrinsic component of mitochondrial inner membrane
Molecular function (GO): kinase activity
Source: RefSeq, a predicted model, not a curated record